AUGGAUACUGCUAAUGCUGUUCAUGCAGCAGAUGCCCUCUUCUUCUCUCAGAGUGAGGAGUCGAACCAAGGUGAAGACUUCUCUUACGUGAGAUAUCAUUUACCGGCGACUGUCAAAUCCAUGGAAGGCCAUGUAUGGAAGCCACCGGGACAGGCAAAUCCCCAGCUUUGUGAGGAAACAGAGAUCGAUAGAAUAUAUGGAAGGAGGCUGCAAGAUGACAGAGGAACCAAUCUCCAAGAUGUCUCAUACUCUCGGCUCUCAUCAAUCCAAGGGCAGAAGCUGUCGCUUACUCUCGGUUCUCAUCAAUCCAAGGGUGAUCAGGACCUGUCCAUCAACAAUCUGUCCCCUAGUUAUACUGUUUUAAGAGGGGUGCCAAAGUGUUUAUGGAGGAGCCCCAUGGUUGAAGAUGCAGGUGGUGAUUUCCCUGUUCUUCCAAGUCCUCGUUGUGCCUGGAAUUCUCAUAAUUCUAUGUGGAGCUCUAAAUAUCUGAAGCCAGCACAAGAGCUGCUCAAUGAAUUUGCUUGUGCUGCCCGAGCUACAGGAUCUGGGCCAGAAGAGCUACCUAAGAUUAACAGGUUUACUGAACUGACUGAUCAAACCGGCAUGAGAUCUUUUCACCAGGAGAGCACAAACCCCCGGGAUAGGAACUCGAUUUGCUAUAAUUUAUGCUUAUCAGAAGAAGAAUCUGUUUCCAACAGAACCAAAAGCCUGCACGUUUUGUUGGAUGAGGUAUGUUUCCCAUCCCAUCUUCCUUAUUUUCCUCAUUUCGUAAUUUGGGCAUGCUUUGCUAAUCAAUCAGGUCUUAUCAUUCGAUGAUCCAUGACUGAGGAGGGGAUAGAUAGUAACUUGGAAAAUAAGAGCAAGAGGCUAUUAUUAUACAUGGAUUGAAAAUUUAGCACCUUUUCUCAUUGAAAAUAACUUUUCGGUAUUGCUAGGUCAUAAUGGUUUAAAUGAAUCAUGAUAAGGAUUGACGCUAACUUUGAAAAAUAGGAGUAAUAGAUCAUAAGUUAUGGAUUGAAGGGAUUGGAUUCUUACUGAUUCUUGAAUCUUCUCAGCUUGAUACCCGGUAUGAGAAAUACUGUCGUCAAAUUGAGGAGGUGAUCUCUUCGUUUGAGAUAGUUGCAGGCGUGGGAGCUGCAAAGUCAUAUAUUGUUCUUAUAAGCCAAGAAAUGUCCAGGCACUUCUCCAGUUUAAGGGAUACGAUAAUCACUCAGAUCAAUGCCUCAAGAGACCCCGUGUUUGAGGAUUCCAGUAGGAAGAACUUGAGCACUUCUCAUCAACCUAGCUUGUCCAAUCAGAAAGGCAACCAGAAAAUACGUCUCCAGAGGCUGGGCACAAUACAAGGCCAGAAAGUGUGGAGGCCUCUUCGAGGAUUGCCAGAGAGCUCUGUUACUGUUCUUCGAGCAUGGCUUUUCGAGCAUUUUCUCCAUCCGUAAGUAUCUGAUCUCAGACUCCAAUUCACUUGUCCGUUCUUGCGUCGUGACUCCCUCAAGUUGAUUCUAAUUUUGAAGCUAUCCAAGUGACGACGAGAAACACAUGCUGUCUUCGAGGACAGGCUUGACGAGGAACCAGGUAAUUUCUAGGGUUUCUGUUCUUCGUUUAGAGUGCAUCGGGUUUUGUGCUUGCUUCAUGCCUGCCUUUUGCAGAUUUCGAACUGGUUUAUCAACGCCAGGGUAAGGCUGUGGAAGCCGAUGAUUGAAGAAAUGUACAGAGAGGAAUUCACUGAGGAUUCUGACGACUCAAAGCCUUCCUCCUGA
Messenger RNA from Spirodela intermedia, 1757 nucleotides. The record is from the annotation of a GenBank genome assembly. NCBI's taxonomy places the organism in Eukaryota, Viridiplantae, Streptophyta, Magnoliopsida, Alismatales, Araceae.